AUGUCCCCAUCCCCGACGUCUUCUCGCGGCACGCCGACUCGGCGCGGCGUGGGCCGCGGCCGCGGGGGUACGCCCCGCGCUGGCGCAACCGCCUCGCCCAGUCCUGCACCAACAAAUACGUCAACACCCAAGCCUAGUCGAAUCGGGCCGUAUUUUACAUCUUGCCUGUCGAUUCCCGUUCAGGGCGCCAAACCGAUCGCGCGUCCAAACGGAACUUCGACUUCACCAUCAAACGUCUCUGCGCCAUCUGGAUCUGGAUCUUCUAACGCUGCUUCCUCCUCCGCUCCUGCUGCUAUUUCAAAGUCUACUUCUGUCUCUGCUGCUAGUACUUCUCAGGAUGACUCUAAUGCUCGUCGUGCUCCGCGGAAAUCCAAGACUGAUGCGAUGGCUGCUCUCGCCAACCACAAUGAGCGCGAAGACGACGAUGCUAGGCGGGCGGGGAACCCCGCAGACAGUCUUUCUACGAUCUUCGGGAAGGGCGCCGAGCCGAUCCCGACUGAGCCUCGCCUUAAUAUGUCUACUGUGAAGACUCGCUCUCCUCGCCUCAAAUCGGGCGGCACCUCUCAGGCGUCGACGUCGCGCCCUUUCGGACUGGACGAAUGCCCCACAUAUUUCCCCACUGCGGAGGAGUUUGCGGACCCUAUGGCGUAUAUGCGUCAAAUCGGCCCUGAAGCACGAGAGUACGGUAUCGCGAAGAUCGUGCCGCCCGAGAAUUGGGAGAUGCCGUUCGUAACGGACACGGAGCGAUUCCGAUUCACGACUCGGCUUCAACGGCUCAACUCCAUCGAGGCGAGCUCUCGCGCGAAACUCAAUUUCCUGGAGCAGCUCUAUCGCUACCACCAGCAAGUCGGGAACACGCGCGUCUCGGUGCCCACGAUCAACAACAAGUCGCUGGAUCUGUGGCUUCUUCGUAAGGAGGUCGAGAAGAUGGGCGGUUAUCAGGCUAUCAACAAGGCGCGCAAGUGGACUGACGUCGGAAGGCAGCUGGGAUACACGGGCGUCCCUGGGCUCUCGACGCAGCUCAAGAACGCGUACACACGUGUGAUCCUGCCGUAUGAAGAGUUCCAGCGGCAUGUCAAGGCGUCUCCCGCGCUCGCGCAUAUCUCCACUGCUGCGCGCGAUCCCAACCUUCGCACGCACGCGCCGCCGCAGGCGAGUGCGUCUUCGACUGCUGCGAGUACGGCGACGGCGGUCUCUACUGCAGCGAGUUCAACCGUGGUGGCGCCCGAGAGCCCGCUUUCGGAUGAGGAGUCCGAGCUUUCUGAGAUGGAGGUUGAGGACGAUAAGUCGGCGUCGGCGUCGCGAUCCAGGAGGUCUACGAGGGGAUCCUCGCUUGACACGACUCCGUCAAAGAAACCUAUGUCGACAGCUGUCCCGCCACUACAACCUGUGAAGAAUGCUACCACUCGCGCCGACAGGGAUCGCGAGUCUGACGAGGAUUCCGGCGAGCAAGCGUGUGAAGUAUGCCAUAGCAAUGACAACGGCGAGGAGAUGUUGUUGUGCGAUGGCUGUGACUGCGGCUUCCACAUGUUCUGCCUAGACCCGCCCCUCCAUACCAUCCCAAAGGGGCAAUGGUUCUGCCACACCUGCCUCUUCGGGACGGGCGGUGACUACGGAUUCGAUGAGGGCGAAGAGCACACCUUGACGUCGUUCCAAGCGCGGGACGCGGAAUUCCGCAAGCUCUGGUUCACGUCUCACCCUCCGGAUCAGACGAAGCACGACCCCAGCGACGCCGUCGCGUACAAGUACGGUGAGGUGACCGUCACGGAGAACGACGUCGAGAACGAGUUCUGGAGGCUCGUGGAGGAUCCGAAUGAUACGGUCGAGAUUGAAUACGGCGCCGACGUGCAUUCGACGACGCACGGCUCGGCAAGCCCGACGCUGGAAACGCAUCCGCGCAACCCGUACGCCAAGGAUCCAUGGAACCUCAACAACAUGUCUAUUCUCCCCGACUCGCUACUGCGCUACAUCAAGAGCGACAUUUCGGGCAUGACGGUGCCGUGGAUCUACGUCGGCAUGGUGUUCUCGACGUUCUGCUGGCACAAUGAGGACCAUUAUACUUACAGCGUCAACUUCAUGCACUGGGGAGAGACCAAGACGUGGUACGGUAUUCCGGGCGCGGAUGCCCAGAAGUUCGAGGCCGCCAUCAAGAGCGAGGCGCCCGACCUCUUUGAAGCGCAGCCUGACUUGCUGUUCCAGUUGGUCACCCUCAUGAAGCCCGAUCGUCUCCGCGAGGCCGGCGUCCGCGUAUUUGCAUGCAAUCAGCGCGCCGGCGAGUUCGUCGUUACGUUCCCGAAGGCGUACCACGCCGGCUUCAACCAAGGGCUAAACUUCAAUGAGGCGGUCAACUUUGCGCUUCCCGACUGGCUUGACUUUGGGCGUGAGUGUAUCCAGCGCUACCGCGAGCAUCGGAAGCUGCCCGUGUUCUCUCACGACGAGCUACUCAUGACGAUCACGCAUCACUCGCAGACGAUCGCGACUGCGAUGUGGUUGAAAGGUAGUCUUUUGGAGAUGACGAACCGUGAACGCGCGAACCGUGCCAAGGCGCGCUCGCUGAAGCUGCAAGAGGUGCUGGAGCAGGAGGAUCGGCCAGAGGACCAGUAUCAAUGCACCGUCUGCAAGGUGUUCUGUUACCUCUCGCAGAUCACCUGCGGCUGCACCAAUCGUGUCGUCUGCGCCGACCAUGCCGAGCAACUCUGCUCUUGCGCGACGGAGCAGCGCGCGCUUCGUCUUCGUUUCUCCGACGCUGAGCUGCAGGCUACGGCUGCCACUAUCGAGGAGCGCGCUCGUGCACCCGUCGAAUGGGUCGGUCGUCUCAACGCGCUUCUGAACAACACACCGCGACCCCCACUCAGCGCGAUGCGUGCCCUCGUAUCUGACGGCCGACGGAUUCAACACCCGCUGGAGGGUCUCGACGCUCUUGCCAAGUUCACGUUUGAAGCAAGCCGUUGGGUGGAUUCCGCCAACGCGAUUCUCGAGCGUAAGCCAAGCGUCAACGGCACGACCUCACGAUCUGCCAACACCCCUACACUCGCGCAUGUUCAGAACCUCAUGGUCACUGCGCGCAAGCUCGGCUUCGAGACGCCCGAGAUCGCGAGUUUGGAGAAGGUCGCUACGCAAGCCGAGGAUCUACAACAGCGCGCGACAGAACUACUUGCUACCAUCGAUCGCCGCGCUUCUGCCUGCGAUGCCGUUAUAUCCGAGGCAUCCGUACUCAACAUCAUCAUACCCGAGGUCGACAACCUCGCGAACCUCCUGCAGAGGGAGGAGGUGCUAAGCGAGCUACGCAUCGAGGUCGAGGAUAAUGCGAUGAGCCUGACCGAGGUCUCGACGCUGCUCGCGAGGGCGUAUGCUUUAGGUCUCACGCCGGAGAACAAGGAUAUUCGCGCGCUUGAGCAGCGUCAGCUGGAGGGUCAGAGCUGGGAAGAGCGCGCGCGUCAUGUUCUACAUCAACCGUACAAGACCAUCGACGAGCUCGCGCGCUUCCUGGAUACUGAGACGACGGCGUAUAUUGAACCCGCUACGCAGACGCGCCUCAAGGAGGCCCUCGAACGCGCUCGCAAGUAUGAGGCUCAAGCGAAAGCGUGGAGGGAUUGUCAGUCAUACCCGCAGAAGCCGUCUCUCAAUGAGGUCGAGCAGAUGGUGACCGCGUCGCAGAAGGAGUUCAGCAUCGCUGCCGUCGACGAGGUUAAAGACCUGCUCAACCGCGCGAAGGGCAUCGAGGGCAAGUGCGACGAGGCGCUGAACCGGCGCUACAAGCUCAACUAUACCGAGGACUUCUUCGACGUCAUGCAGAAGUGGAUCGACUACGGCAAGCAACAUCUUCAAAUGUUCAGCAUGCCGAAGUUCGAUGAACUCGACAAGCAGCUCACGCUGCACGCUCGCUGGGUCGAAAGUCUGCCGUGGUACCCACCCAUCGCCUCGUCCUCCAUGGUCGCCAAGCAGAUGUUCCACGACGUCAUCGCCGCUACCCGAUCCGAGGACGACCUCCCUCACGACGACGAAGGCUACAGUUGCAUCUGCGACGAACCGGUCCGGGCGCCGCCGGCAGGAGUGCCAUCAGACGCCGUCCAGUGCGACCACUGCGAUGCGCGCUUCCAUGGCAAGUGUGCGCGCUCCGGAGGUUCAUGUCCGUUCUGCGACCAGCGACAUUGGGACGGCACCCACGCUCGGCUACAGGAUCGACCCUGGCACUUCUGCUACAUGCCGAUGCUACUUCAGCAGGCACCGAUAAUCUCGAAGCACUAUUCGGAGCAGUAUCAUGAUCUCGAGCUCAUGGUUCAUCGACUCGACCGGCUUUCCGCCCACAUCGGCCAGUUCCUGGCGUUCACAUCCCAUCCCAUGAAUCAGAGGCGCGAUUAUCUCGGCUACGUACGGCACUUCAUGCGCAAGCUCUACACCAUCCGAUUCACUCUCAGCCCAUCGAUGGACGUCUCGUUUGGUCUGGAUCUCGCUGGACUGCAUCGUCUCCUCGCACGGCAGCCGCAGACGACACGCGCAAAGAAGCGCCGUCGGCCCAAGUUCACGUUCGGCCAGGAUGAGGAUCAAGACUGGGCGGACGGUACGCGUUGCAUCUGCCGUGGCCUGACGAGCUACCUCCUACACUACCCGAAGGUGACGUGCGAGACGUGCAAUCGGGUCUAUCACGCAGACUGCGUGUUCUACCCGAAGCACCUCCAGCAGAACGUCAUGCGCAAUGAGCUUCGGUUCGUAUGUCCGCUCUGCUGUUUGCGCAAGAACCGGCCGUACGAACAUGCGGAACUACGCGUGCGCUACACUCAACCUGGACAGCCCGUAAUACCCGGUCCUGGGGAGGUCUUCGUCGACACAGGCAGGAUGCUCGACACGUUCUCGAAGGAUCUUAUCCUCAUCGCAUUACCUUCUCCGUACAAGAACACUCUCUACGUCGAGCUCAAGCACUUCACACCCGGCCAGCCCGACUUUGCGCCCGCAAACGACAAGCCAAACGGUCGCAAGUCUCAUUCCGCAACAUCACCCACGGCCACAUCAUUACCGCCGGCUCCAGUCGCGGGUCCCCCAUCCGCCCCUCCUCCGCCUGGUCAGCGUGGUAGCGCUCCUCCCCCGCCAUGGCAACAGCUUCCUGCUGUCUCAGUGACUCCUGGCUACGCGCCGGUUGCACAACCGCAUCAGCGACCACGUGCGUCCAGCACUUCCCAAUCGUCACAUAUGCGGAGUAGGACCGCGAGCAUGUCGCGUACGAACGCACCGCACGAUAUUCACCACGGCAGGCCGCACUCGUCCUCGAUGUCCAAUGGCAGCCCAUCGCAUCCCCGUGCACCCAUCAGUGUUCACCUUGAACCCUCUUUGAAGCGCAAGCGUACGGAAGAUGAGGCUCUUAUGCACGCAAAGCGGCAGCAAAUGGCUCAGCAUUCCCCUCCAUCUCAUUCGAUGUCCGGUUCGACGUCGGCAAUUCAUAGACCGUCGUCGUCGCAUAGCCAGACCGUCGUAAUUCCGCCACCACCACCUCCAAACGCUGCUUUCCCCUCGCCGACUACCGUCAAGCGCAAGAGGACCGAGGAUGACAUUAUGCACGAGUCGGCGAAGCGCAUGAACACCGCUCAGGGGUCCCCGCCUAUUCCUGCAGCAGUGCCGACGCCUACAACCCCGCGUAACCCUGCUUCUGUAUCGCCUUCGAUCGCCAACAUGCUCGCGCCUGAGCCCCAUCAGUCUCCCCGUGCUCUCUAUGUAUCCGCGAUGUCGCCGUCGAGUGUGCGCUCGCCCGUACCGCCCGCGUCGGUCACUCGUUCGCCGGUGACGCGCUCGCCGGCAACGCAGCAGCGGGUGCCUACCAUGGAGUGGAAGCCACCCUCGUUCACUUCUCCUCAGCCUCAGAUCCGCUGA
Messenger RNA from Peniophora sp. CBMAI 1063, 5862 nucleotides. NCBI's taxonomy places the organism in Eukaryota, Fungi, Basidiomycota, Agaricomycetes, Russulales, Peniophoraceae. The record is from the annotation of a GenBank genome assembly.